This is a messenger RNA of Prunus persica (peach), 2317 nucleotides long. Its product is annotated as receptor-like protein 12. The record is from RefSeq and is a predicted model, not a curated record. The coding region runs from base 280 to 2229 and encodes 649 amino acids. NCBI's taxonomy places the organism in Eukaryota, Viridiplantae, Streptophyta, Magnoliopsida, Rosales, Rosaceae. Gene Ontology annotation, molecular function: protein binding. The transcript has 2 exons.
AGGAGGCCUUUUCAAAUUUACCAUGCUGCAUGGUAGUUCAAGUUAAGACGGAGUGCAGUUACAUGGCCGCGUUGUGUUGCGGAUAAUCCGAAAUUUCUACACCAUGACCCUUUGAGGCAAAGGUCCUGACUCUCACUGACCAUGCAUAUGUGUAUAUAUAUACACACACACACACAUUAAACCCACCACAACCUUUCCUUCUCAAAUUCUCAUCUGUUGUUCAUCACUUUCCCUGAUCAGCUAUAGCUAGCGUCUCCAGAACUAAAAAGUUUAUUCAAAAUGAGACAUUUGCUCCAAUAUUUCUUCCUCUUAUUCUUAAUCCCUACAAUCUCUUUUACCAUCAUCCCUGCAGUUCACAGCCUCUGCACUAAAGACCAGCAACUAUCAUUGCUCCAUUUGAAGCAAAGCCUUACACCUUAUCAUCAUAAACCUUAUUCUCCUUUGAACUCAACCAAGGUUAUGUACUGGGAUUCCAGAACUGACUGUUGUUUUUGGGAUGGUGUUACUUGCAGUAGUGAUGGACAUGUUGUUGGUCUUGACCUUAGCGGAGAAACUAUCGGCACCGGAAUUGGCUAUCGCUCUCCCAUUCCAUCUGCAAUCGGAAACCUUACCAGUUUGAGGUAUCUUGAUUUAUCAAAUUCCAAUUUCACUGGAUCAAUUCCAAAGACAAUGGGGAACCUAAAACAAUUGGUUUAUUUGAAUUUGUCAUCAAACAUGCUUAAUGGUCCAAUUGAUUCUAUUCAGUGGGAAAAUCUUGUUAAUCUGAUAGAUCUCCGCUUGUACGACAAUCUACUCGGGGGGAGUAUUCCAUCCUCUAUCUUUGCUCUUCCCAUACUGCAAUUUUUACUAUUUUCCCACAAUCAAUUCUCUGGUCAACUCCAUGAAUUUUCUGAUGCUUCUUCCUCCUACUUACUUAGCCUUGAUUUGAGUUCCAACAAUUUGGAAGGACUAAUACCCACGUCUAUCUUUAAUUUUCACGCACUUGAAAGCCUUAAUCUUUCUUCAAACAAUUUCAGUGCCUUUCCUUUUAAUGGUCCCCAACAGCUGAAAAAUCUUAAUGAAAUUGAUCUUUCGUACAAUAGCUUGCUGAUUUUUUAUAAUGGCACCACUUCCUCAUAUUCCUCAUUUCCAAAUAUUGUUCGUUUAAAUUUGACUUCUAACAAGUUGAGAACAAUUCCAGAUUUCUUGAGAUAUCAAUCCGGAUUACUCAAGUUGGACCUUUCACAAAACCAAAUUCAAGGCAUGAUACCGAAAUGGAUUUGGGGGCUCGAUCUUUUCUCCCUAAAUCUUUCUUGUAACUCCUUGGCAACUCUAGAAGGUCCUGUACCUAAUUUCACUCUAGUUGAAGUUGACCUUCACUCAAACCAACUCCAGGGGCCACUCCCAACUAUCCCAUCCAAUGGCGGUUAUGUGGAUUACUCAAGAAAUCAUUUCAGCUCUAGUAUACCAUUUGACAUUGGUGAGUGUUACUUCUUAUCGCUUUCGAGCAAUACCUUGCAUGGGAUCAUUCCAAGAUCGAUAUGCAAUGCUCGUGAUGUUCAGGUUAUUGAUCUGUCCAAUAAUUCUCUGACUGGCGUCAUUCCCAAAUGCUUGUCUGCAAUGCCCUAUCUUGUAGUACUUAAUUUGAGGGGAAACAACCUUACUGGACGUAUUUCUAACUUAGAAUUUGGAGAAGGUUGUCACCUCAGCACUCUAGACCUUGGUGAAAAUCAGAUAAAAGGCCAGUUUCCAAAAUCUCUAGCCAACUGUAAAGAUUUAGAGUUUUUAAACCUUCGAAACAAUCAGAUAAAAGAUGCCUUUCCAUGCCUGUUGAUGAACAUGACAUCCUAUUUGCGUGUCCUUAGUUUGCGGUCCAACCAAUUUUAUGGAGGUAUUGGAUGUCCCAACACCAAUGAUACAUGGCCAAAUCUUCAAAUCAUAGACCUAGCUCAUAACAAUUUGAGUGGUGAAAUACCAGCAACAUUUUUGACAACAUGGCAAUCAAUGAUGGCUGAUGUCCACGAAAAGGUCAAUGUCCUAGAAUUUUCACAACCAGGCGGGGGGAUUUUUGUUGGUUUUUCUUUUGGGGAUGCUGUAACAGUUAUCAGUAAAGGUUCAGAGAGGUAUCUGGUGAAGAUUAUAACUUCCUACACCUUGAUUGACUUCUCAUGCAACAAAUUCAGUGGAUCAAUACCUAAGGAAAUGGGAGCAUUCAAAUCACUGUACUCGAGUCCUUGGACCUGUCACUGAACAAGCUGAGCGGGCAAAUUCCACCACAGUUGGCAAAGCUUACUUUCCUUUCAUUCUUGAAUCUCUCAUAUAAUCAACUAGUCGGCAG